Molecule: messenger RNA, 747 nt
Organism: Entamoeba invadens IP1
Lineage: Eukaryota; Evosea; Mastigamoebida; Endamoebidae
Exons: 1
Coding region: 1-747 (248 amino acids)
Biological process (GO): positive regulation of protein phosphorylation; signal transduction
Cellular component (GO): nucleus; cytoplasm
Molecular function (GO): protein kinase activator activity
Source: RefSeq, a predicted model, not a curated record
AUGGAAGCGCCCCCAUGGGUUUGUGAUCUCAUGAGUAAAUGUUCUUAUUUUCCACUUCCCGAAGUUGGAAAAGUCAAAAUAAAAAUAAAGCAUGGCCCCAAUCGACAGAACCCAAUAAUCAAACGCAAACCGCAAUACAACUUUCGUUUAAAGAGUGUUUUAGAAAUGGGGAAAUAUGAAGCGAUUGGAUAUAAAUUUGGGAUGUUUUUAAAUGAUGGUCUUGACAUGCUCUAUGAAUAUGGCCAUCUCUGCGACCCAAGUAAGUGUACAAAAAUGGAUAUUGGCGCUGUUGAAUGUCUUUGGGAAUCGGAUGGGAAAGUUAUAUCAAUGCCAGCACGCGAAUACAUGAUUAAAACACUCAUAUGGGCGUUCGAGACUCUUAACAUUCCCGAAUUAUUUCCUUUUGAUGGGGAAGAGAAACCACCCAAAGGAUAUUUAAAAACUUAUAAAAACAUUUUUAAUCGACUUUCGAGAAUACUCGCACACUUUUUGUACGCACAUCAUGAAGUGGAAGAAAGUGAAAUUCACUGUUCAGAAAAUGAAGAAAAACAACAACCAAUCAUCUGCAAAAAUUAUGGUCGUAAUCACAUGGGAAAUUGUUUGUUAAAUAUGGUGAGGGAUUAUAUAAGCUUGAGAGAAGAUGCGAUUGCUCAUAAGUAUUAUCAAGAAAAUAAAAACACGUUUACACAGGCGCUCGUCGACGAGUUUUUGGAAAGACAUAAAACAUUUGAUAUUGCAAUAAAAUAA